This is a messenger RNA of Hyla sarda, 1211 nucleotides long. RefSeq lists its product as uncharacterized. The transcript has 3 exons. Lineage: Eukaryota; Metazoa; Chordata; Amphibia; Anura; Hylidae. The record is from RefSeq and is a predicted model, not a curated record. The coding region runs from base 528 to 1211 and encodes 227 amino acids.
AAGGUCUUUAAUUUUUAUUAGUAACAACAUAUAAAAAGUUUUUUGGGAUCUGAAAAGGCCCAUUUAAGACAACAGUCCUAAUAGGAAACUUUAUAACACAACAAGAUAGUAAAAUAUGGGAAGUAAAAAAAAGUUUACUGGAAUUUAUGACCUGAAAAGUAUAUUUCUGGGGAAAUGACAGUCAGUUAGCAACAGGCAAUGGGUACAGGUGACUAGCCUCCAAAAUGCCACCUGAAUAGUGAACAAAUACAUUCCUAUGCGUGUAGUCAUUGCUUCAGGUGAAGUCCAGAUUAUGGCUUGGCUUCCCCGUUACUGAAAUCAUUCCCAGUCAGACAAUUUCUUAGUUUUUUUUUUUUAUAUAGAGGUGAUGAAUUAUUCACUAGAUUUUAGAGAUAGUAUUCACAACAAAAAAAGAAAUAUGAGAGCGGCACCACAGUUUACAAUGUAGCUGAUACUAUAUAACAAAUGGAAAAAGGAUCCACUCAGCGGGCAUACCGGCAAAGCUUGUCCAAUGGUGGUGCUAGGAGAUGAAUAUUGACAGCAAUCAAACUUUUGAUGUGCUGUUGUGGCGAGCCCAACAAAGUAGAAGGAGAAGAUCCGAAUAUUAUGAGAGACGUCACCACCACCGAAGAUAUUGGUUCCAUGCCAUCACUGCAGCACAGAUGACCCAUGGGGUGCACAGUACUUGGUACGUGGAGCUGCGCCAGCACCCUGAGAAGUUCUCUGGCUACCUACGGAUGACUGUACAAACGUUUGAUGACCUUCUCCAACGCAUUAGUGAAAAGAUCCAUCGCCAAGACACCCACCUCAGAAGGAGCAUCUCGUCAGAUGAACACCUCAUCGUAAGCCUUAGUUUCAGGUUCCUGGCAUCCGGUGAGAGUUUUUCGUCGCUCUACUUCCAGUUUCGCCUUGGAGUUUCUACCAUCUCUGGGAUUGUCCGGACCACCUGCGAUUGCCUGUGGGAUUGCCUUCUAGCAGACUUUCUUCCACAACCUUCAGCCGAACAUUGGCUUGGCAUCGCAGAGAAGUUACAGGAAGUCACACAGUUUCCAAACUGUGUUGGAGCAAUCGACGGGAAGCACAUCAGGAUCCAGAAGCCGGCGCACACGGGGUCUGAGUAUUACAACUACAAGAAAUUCUUCUCUACCAUACUUCUGGCCAUUGCGGAUGCGCAGUACAAAUUAAUCGCUGUGGACAUCGGGUCAUAUUGA